Saccharomycodes ludwigii is the source of this 1566-nucleotide messenger RNA. RefSeq names its product NADH-ubiquinone reductase (H(+)-translocating) NDI1 (gene NDI1). The transcript has a single exon. Gene Ontology annotation, molecular function: NADH dehydrogenase activity. NCBI's taxonomy places the organism in Eukaryota, Fungi, Ascomycota, Saccharomycetes, Saccharomycodales, Saccharomycodaceae. The coding region runs from base 1 to 1566 and encodes 521 amino acids. The record is from RefSeq and is a predicted model, not a curated record.
AUGUUGUCUGCUACCUACAAAAACAAAAUCGUCAAUCGUGCUGCCAUCAAUCUAUUGGCAGCCCAAAGAUACGCCUCAACUUCUCCCUCUGGUCCAUCUGGUUCCACUUCUAAUGCUGCUGGUGUUUCUUCCUUUACAACUACUACCAAAGUUAUUAGCCCAAAUACUUCAAACAGCAAACCAAAUGUUGUUAUUUUGGGUACUGGUUGGGGUGCUAUUUCCUUUUUGAAACACAUCGAUGCUUCAAAAUACAAUGUUACUGUUGUUUCCCCAAGAAGUUUCUUUUUAUUCACUCCACUACUACCUUCCUGUCCAGUCGGUACAGUUGACGAAAAGUCCAUUAUCGAGCCUGUCGUCAGCUUUGCUUUGAAAAAAAAAAAUGGUAAUGUUUCUUACUAUGAAGCUGAAGCUACCUCUAUUAACCCAGAAAGAAACACAGUUACUAUUAAAUCUGUCAACAAUGUUUCCAAUAUUACCGGUGAGUCUAAAGAAGUCAGCACUGGUUUAAAGAAAGAUGAUACCGCUGAAUUGAAAUAUGAUUAUUUAGUUUCUGCUGUCGGUGCUGAACCAAAUACUUUUGGUAUUCCAGGGGUUAAAGAACAUGGUUUAUUCUUGAAAGAAAUCCAACAUUCGUUGGCAAUAAGAAAAAGAUUUAUUGCCAAUGUUGAAAAGGCCAACUUAUUGCCAAAGGGCGAUCCAGAAAGAAAGAGAUUAUUGACCAUCGUUGUUGUUGGGGGUGGUCCAACUGGUGUUGAAACUGCUGGUGAACUACAAGAUUACGUGGAUCAGGAUUUAAAGAGGUUUAUGCCAUCUAUUGCUGAGGAAGUCCAAAUCCAUUUGGUUGAAGCUAUGCCAGUUAUCUUGAACAUGUUUGAAAAGAAAUUGAGCUCUUAUGCCGCCAGUGUCUUGGAGAAAACCACCAUUAAAUUACAGUUAAGAACCGCUGUUGGGAAAGUUGAAGCUGAUCACUUAAUUGCCAAGACUAAGCACGCCGAUGGUUCCGUUACUGAACAAAACAUUCCAUAUGGUACUUUGAUUUGGGCUACUGGUAACAAGGCUAGACCAAUUGUUACUGAUUUAUUCAAAAAGAUUCCGGAACAAAAUGAAAGUAGAAGAGGUUUGGCUGUCAAUUCUAAUUUAUUGGUUAAAGGUUCCAAGAAUAUCUUUGCUAUUGGUGACAAUGCUGUUGCAGGUUUUGCACCAACCGCUCAGGUAGCCCAUCAGGAAGCUGAAUAUUUGGCUAAGGUUUUUGAAAAAUUGGCCGCUAAAAAUUUGCACAAGGAGUUGUCUACUUCCUCUAAGCCGGAAGUUGUUUUGGAAAAUAAUGGUGUUAACCCAUUUAAAUAUAUUCACUUGGGUGCUUUGGCUUAUUUAGGUGCCGAAAGAGCUAUUGCUAACAUCACUUAUGGUAAACGUUCUUUCUACACAGGCGGUGGUUUGUUUACCUUUUAUGUCUGGAGGGUUUUGUAUGUCAGUAUGAUCUUAAGUGCUAGAAGUAGAUUUAAGGUUAUUUCUGAUUGGAUUAAGUUAGCUUUCUUUAAGAGAGAUUGUUUCAAAGAAUUGUAG